Messenger RNA from Neurospora tetraspora, 750 nucleotides. RefSeq names its product ribosomal protein L10e/L16. The record is from RefSeq and is a predicted model, not a curated record. NCBI's taxonomy places the organism in Eukaryota, Fungi, Ascomycota, Sordariomycetes, Sordariales, Sordariaceae. The transcript has 3 exons. Gene Ontology annotation, biological process: mitochondrial translation. Gene Ontology annotation, cellular component: mitochondrial large ribosomal subunit; ribosome. Bases 1 to 750 code for a protein of 249 amino acids. Gene Ontology annotation, molecular function: rRNA binding; structural constituent of ribosome.
AUGAAGAACAACGCUUCCUCGGCGCUCCUCAGCGCCUUCCAGGGCCUCAGGAUAUCCUCGUCGGUGACUCCCUUCCGCGCCGCCUCCCUCGCAACCUCCGCCGUCCGCCGCCCGAUUGCGCAGACCCCCGUCUCUGUCGCCUCCCAUGUCCGUCUAUUCUCCGCGACCGCCGUCCAGGCUGGCUCGUGGCUCGAGCCCAACCUCAACAGAAAGAAGAAGAUGAUGAAGGGAAGGCCCAGAGUGCCGACCGGUGGUUCGACCAAGGGAACAACAGUGGUUUGGGGAGAUUAUGGCCUGCGCAUGCGCGAUCACCACCGCAGAAUUAGCGCCCAACAACUCAAGCUCGCCGAGGACACCAUCAAGCAGAGGUUACGUGGUCAGAAGUACCGCCUGUACAAGCGCGUUGCUUGUAACGUCGGUGUGUACGUGAGCGGUAACGAGAUGCGUAUGGGUAAGGGUAAAGGUUCGUUCGACCACUGGGCGACCAGAGUUGCCGUCAACCAGAUUAUUUUCGAGAUCAGGGGACAAUUGCACGAACAGGUCAUCCGCGAUGCCUUUCGUCUGGCCGGACACAAGCUUCCAGGUCUAUAUGAGUUCGUGACGAAGAGUGACCCACCAGUGGUUGGUAUCACCAAGUUGGAGAAUGGCCUCACAGUGGAGGACCUCAAGAACCCAAAGAAGAAGCUCUUGACACCUGGGCUCACCCAGAGUGCUGCGAGCACAUCAAGCACUGCUGCUCCUCCUUCGUAG